Messenger RNA from Blepharisma stoltei, 2454 nucleotides. The record is from the annotation of a GenBank genome assembly. Lineage: Eukaryota; Ciliophora; Heterotrichea; Heterotrichida; Blepharismidae.
AUGGGUAUUUUCUAAUGUAGAGCCGAACCCCUUACCCCCCUAUUAAGAGCAAGCAAAAGGUUGGGAAAAAUUCCUCGUUUGGGAAAAUUUACCCCUUUUAGAGUGAGCAAAAAUGAUGUUUUUAAUAUAAAUUAUUUUAUAAAUGUUUAUAUAAUUAAAAAUUUCAUAAGGAGAUCUCUUUCUACCUCUAUUAAAUUUACAUAGAUUCCAUUCAUUAAUUUAUAAAUUAAAUUAGAUUUUUCUUUUCGGGAUUUUUUAAAGCAGGAAAAAAUAAUUAUAUACAAUUUUGAUAUAAAGCAAUUAAAAAAUUCAACAUCCUUUAAGAGAGAACAAUAAAAUCUUGCUAAUUCUAAGGAGUUAGACUUGCUUCGCGAAGAAAUGAGCACUGAUGAAGUAUACGUCAAAGUCAAUGCAAUUCAUCGCAUACAAAUUAUCGCGACUAUUUUAGGCCCAGAAAAAGUUCAGAGCCAAUUACUGCCUUAUUUAUCAAGUAAUACUUUACUCAGCUUUGACAAACGAAGAAGACGAAGUCCUCUUUGCCUUAGCUCAAGAACUCGGUAAUUUGUCAUCAUUUUUGCCCAACCCGAGUGUCUUGCUCCCGUUGCUAGAAACACUUGCUAUGAUGGAUGAGACUGUUGUGAGAGAACAAGCUGUGAGAUCGAUAAAAACAAUAGCUGAAGUCCUCCCAGACAGCGAUAUAAUCUUUAAUUAUACUUAUAAAAGAAGCCUACUGUCAGGUGCUUGAAAGCCAUUUAUUCCCUUCCAUAACGAUCCAAUACUUACUUGUCAUCCACACACGGCCUUACGUUGUGCUACUCCUUCUGGGUGAGGUGGCAUCACUCUGGAUAAGUGUCCUAUUGGCCAAGAGACAUCUUCUGAUGCUGCUAAAAGAAUCCUUCAAAAAUUUUGAGUCUAUUUUGCCAUGAGGAAUAGCGAACUUUGGCUGAUCAGGUCAGCAUAAGGCUCCAUCUGCGCCAGUAAACCUAUCUGAAUGCACUCAUUGGACGCCUCUCUUCUUCAAAAUCCCCAACCUCAGUAAAGCCCAGCUGCACAAUUAAGAGUUUGAAUCUAUUAGCGCACCAUUUUAAUACACAGAGCGGUAUAAUCAAUUUACUUGUUCCUUCUGUGCUAAAACUUUCAGCUGCUGAGAACUUCUCAUCAAGGAUUUCUGCUGUCACUCUUUUUGGGGCAGCUUAUCCAAGAAGUGGAAAUUUCAAAGAAAAACUGAGGCAAAAAUUUUUAGAACUGAGCCACGAAGAUACUCCAAUGGUAAGAAGAGCGGCAGUUAUUGAAAUGGGAAUUUUUGCAAAAGUCAUUGAAAAACCUUUUUUGAUUUCUGAAUUAAUUCCUGACUUGAGACAGCUAGCCCAGGAUGAGCAAGAUCAGGUCAGAACUUUGUGCGUUGAUUCAAUGAUUGAGGUCGCAAAGCUUUUAAGUAAAGAAGAAAAUAAAUUGCAUGCACUCCCAAUCAUCCUUCUUGUAGGAGAAGACAAAUCCUGGAGAGUAAGGUAUCAUUUUGCCCAGAAAUUCCCACAAUUGGCUGAGUCGCUAGGAAAAGAAAUCACAGAAAACUCACUGAUCCAAACCUUUGUGCAGCUUUUGAGAGACGUAGAAGCAGAUGUGAAAUCGAUAGCUUUACAUUCACUGAAAGGCACAAUGAACUCUAUCAACAGAGAAAAAAUACAAAAUUUGGUGUUUCCGACAGUCGAAGCUAUAUCUUCAGAUUUAUCUUUAAACCCAAAAGUCAGGAAAAAUUGUGCUGAAGUGAUUUCAGAAAUGGUCCAAUACGUAGGCAGAGAGUUUGCUUCUGCUAAAAUCACUCCUAUUGUGCUUGUGCUGCUGAAUGAUGAAAGUUUUGAGGUCAAAAUGAAGAUGGUAGAAGGCUUAGGAAAUUUAGCUGCAGCUAUAGGAAUUGAAUUGCUUUCACCACCUAUUGUUAACCAAAUGACGACUUUAGUUAGAGAGUCACCUCAGUGGAGAUUAAGACAAGCAGUCAUCAAAAGUUGUGUUGAUAUCACAAGACAUCUGGGAGAAGAAGCAUUUAUAAGACAUCUGCAGCAAAUUUAUGUAGCAUUUUUGACAGACCCUGUAAACGACGUGAGAGAAGCAGGAAUUGAAGAGCUGAAUACUUUAACAACCAUCAUGACCCCUGAAUGGACAGUCGCUGAGUUUUUAACGAAGCUAGAAGAAAUUUAUCAUAACCAAGCCAACUGCAUAGCAAGAGUCACUAUCAUUAAAGCAAUGGGAAGCAUCUAUGUGAACUCAGACCAAUACGUGCCCAUCUUCAACGAAGCAGCAAGGGAUAAGGUAGCCAAUGUCAGAUUAGUCCUGUGCAAAACGAUCAAAAAACUUUCCACCAAAAUCGACGUCUCUCAGUUCAGAAACCUCCUGCAAGACCUAUCAAGAGACCCUGACAAAGACGUCAAGUACUAUGCACAGCAAGCUUUAAGAUAG